GAUAGAGUGUCGCUUGCAGAAGCUCUCAAGGUAGAGACCGUGGUAGGAACAGCUGUUUUUUCUCCUGGCUGGGAAAAAGGGAAACUGCUGGCAAGGGAAGGUGGACGAUAGAAAGCACCAUCGGCGACUGCGUAAACAAGUUUGGGAGAGAAGAGGUUUCAUCCAGGGGAAACCAUGGAGCAAGAGAGAGUUGGAGGCCAUCAGCUGGGAUUGUGUGUGCUUUGUGGUUUACCAGCAGCAGGUAAAACUAGGACAGCACAAGAACUGAGUUCCUUCUUGAGGACGCGCAAAGAAUGGUCUUGCAUUCUUCUCAGUUAUGACAAUCUCAUUCCUUUGGAAGCAUUCAGUCAAACAGAGAUUUCUCAUUGGCGAUCAUACCGGCAUGAAUUAUUAUUGUACCUUGAACACUUCCUUCAGGCUCUUAUUAAAGGAUGCCAUUACUUUCCUCCUUCCAACAGAACUGAAGCAAUGUGGAAAAGUUUUGUCUCCUGUUUGAUGGAACAAGGAUUAAUAUCUGCAGGAACAAAAGACUCUGCAUCUUGUCAAUAUUUAAUAGAUUUCAUUCCACUCAGGCCAAUAUAUUUUAUUUUAGAUGACAACUUUUAUUAUCAGAGCAUGAGAUAUGAAGUGUACCAGUUAGCUCGCCAGUAUUCGUUGGGCUUCUGUCAAUUGUUCCUAGACUGCCAGGUUGAAAUUUGUUUAGAGAGAAAUGCUCAGAGAAAGCAGCCAUUACCUGAAGAAACCAUAUUUGCAAUGGCACAAAAGUUAGAAUGUCCAAAUCCAAAGAAAUACACAUGGGAGCAAAAUAGCCUUAUUCUGAAAAGUGCUGAAUUUUCAUUAGAAGAUAAUCUUCAGGUGUUUAAUUUGUUAUCUUCUGCUUUGGAAAAUCCAGUAAAACCCAUGGAAGUGAAUACAGAAGAAAAGGAGAUGGAUCGGGCUAUAUGUGCAGGCAAUGUUCUUCAUCAAGCUGAUCAAGCUCUCAGGCGAAUAAUCUCUGAAACAAUGCAAAACGCUAAAGCCAAAAGUCUUACUCCAAGCGAGAUGAAGAUUUUGUCAGAGGAGCUCAACAAGCAGAAAAUAAAAUUCUUAGAAAAUUUAAAACAAAAGACUAAUAAAGAAAAGCAGUUCUAUGUAGAAAAUAGCAUAUUUAAUAUAACUUCUGUAUUUUCCCAAGAGACAGAUGAUAUUGUUAAAAAGUAUUUAAAUAAACAGUAGCAUUUUAUUUUGCUUCAUAAAGUGGUAUCAAUUGUGUGAUGGAAAUUUAACAACAAUAAAACUAUAAUAGAU
Messenger RNA from Protobothrops mucrosquamatus (brown spotted pit viper), 1287 nucleotides. It is a transcript of the gene PSTK, whose product is annotated as phosphoseryl-tRNA kinase. NCBI's taxonomy places the organism in Eukaryota, Metazoa, Chordata, Lepidosauria, Squamata, Viperidae. The transcript is spliced from 7 exons. Gene Ontology annotation, molecular function: tRNA binding; kinase activity. The record is from RefSeq and is a predicted model, not a curated record. The coding region runs from base 175 to 1215 and encodes 346 amino acids.